Pieris napi is the source of this 1385-nucleotide messenger RNA. It is a transcript of the gene Prosalpha5, whose product is annotated as proteasome subunit alpha type-5. The transcript is spliced from 5 exons. The record is from RefSeq and is a predicted model, not a curated record. Gene Ontology annotation, cellular component: proteasome core complex, alpha-subunit complex; proteasome core complex; nucleus. Gene Ontology annotation, biological process: proteasome-mediated ubiquitin-dependent protein catabolic process. The coding region runs from base 162 to 893 and encodes 243 amino acids. NCBI's taxonomy places the organism in Eukaryota, Metazoa, Arthropoda, Insecta, Lepidoptera, Pieridae.
CAUUUGUCACUAUCAAGUAUCAACUUGCUCAAUCAGUAUAUAGUUUUGCAUUUUUGUUUGUCAUUCUUGUGAAUAGAAAACUUGAAAGUUUAUGAGUUGCUGACGAAAAGUAAAAAGCCUAAAUCAAAAGUCUUCUAACACGAAAUUAAAACUAAACCAAUAUGUUUCUUACGCGUUCAGAGUACGAUCGGGGUGUUAAUACCUUCAGCCCUGAAGGUAGGCUGUUCCAAGUUGAAUAUGCUAUAGAAGCCAUUAAGUUGGGUUCCACUGCAAUCGGCAUUUGCACUUCUGAGGGUGUUGUAUUGGCGGUUGAAAAAAGAAUCACAUCACCUUUGAUGGAGCCGACAACAAUUGAAAAGAUCGUUGAAGUAGACCGCCAUAUCGCAUGUGCUGUUUCCGGGCUUAUGGCUGAUUCAAGAACAUUAAUUGAACGAGCUCGUGUAGAAUGCCAGAACCAUUGGUUUGUAUACAAUGAAAGGAUGAGCGUUGAGUCAUGUGCCCAGGCUGUGUCCAACCUGGCUAUUCAAUUUGGAGAUAGUGAUGAUGAUAGUGGUACUGCCAUGUCUCGACCAUUUGGUGUAGCUGUUAUGUUUGCAGGCAUUGAUGAGAAAGGACCUCAAUUAUUCCAUAUGGAUCCAAGUGGUACAUUUGUUCAGUAUGAUGCUAAGGCAAUUGGCUCAGGAAGUGAAGGAGCUCAGCAGAGUUUAAAGGAGGUGUACCACAAGUCCAUGACACUUAAGGAGGCAAUUAAGUCUGCAUUGACAAUUCUAAAGCAAGUAAUGGAAGAGAAAUUGUCAGAGAGUAAUGUGGAGGUUGUCACUAUGACUCCAGGGUCAAUGUUCCACAUGUUCUCCAGGGAACAACUGGCUGAGGUUAUUAAGGAUAUACCUUAAGUAGAAUAGAACAGUGGUUGGGUUUAUUAAUAAAUGUUAAGAGAAGAUUUUUGCAAAAAGGAGACAUACCAUCAUCAAACUAGAUUGGCCUAUUUAUGUAGCUUGAGAUUGCAGUAAAAAGUGAAUAAAAAAUAAAUUAAUCUGUUUGCUCUACUUGGCACUGUUUUUCUUCAAAGCUUUCCUCUUUUUAUUGCUAAAUGCCCCACUUUGUAUCUGAUUAAAAUUAUUACCAAUAAACUCAACCACAUUAAGUCUAGUUAAAGUUGUAUAGGAAAGUAAUAUUUUGAAUUAAUAAUUUUUCAGUAUUUUUACAUUUUGGAAUUUUAAGUAUCACAGUGGUAUCAUAGAAAGGUAGAUUGUAUUUUUAUUAUAGCUAGUUUUUGCCGUAUGUAUUUUGUCUCACAUGUAGAAAAAUGGUUGAUUGAAAAUAUUAUUUUGGGUGGUUUCAAGAACAUGAUUAAAUGUGUUUUUAAAUAAAGAAAAUAUAUUUCA